AUGCAGGAUGUUACGGCUAGAGUGUUUGCUGCCAUGCAAAAUCUCGACAUAACAGCAUUAAGUACAUAUCCUCAGAAUGAAAUUAGACCCGUUUUGCCGGCCCUGGUCCGUAUGAGCCUUCUCUCUCCUCUGGACAACACCAAGUCUUCUAUGGAAUCGCGUAAACAAAUUCUAGCCGUUCUCAUUGGUAUUGAGGUUGUGAAUAGCAUCGUUUCCUAUUUGCAAGUUAACUACCACGAACUAGAGCAGGAACUUAAAAAAGAGCUGCAAGCUCGUCAAAAGUCUAUGUAUUAUGAUGGGCAGCAGGAGUUCGGCCUUCAAACAGGCAUUGCACUGGGAUUUGAAAGAGCCGAUGUGACUCGCAAAGUGAGAGUUGUGCUGUCGGAGAUAUUCAAUGUGCAAUGGCAAUUGUCGGAGCAGAAAUCGGUGGUACAAUCAGAAAUAUUGGACGAUGGCAUAUACUUAGAGGAAGUUGUUGAUAUACUUUGCAUUGCCCUGGCUGAGCUGCCAUCUUUACUUAAUAUACUAGAACUGACCGACACACUUGUCCAAGUUCCUAACGGCCAUCGGAUAAUAUGUGCGUUAGUGGCGAAUUUCCCAGAUUGUUAUCGCGAUGUUGUGACACAUGUUAUUGUCAAUUGCGACGAAGAGUCUACCGAGGGCAAGCAGAAGUUGGCACUCUUAAUGGCUCUGAGUGAGAUAAAUCCUAUACAGGCCUUAUCUACGAGAGCUAUAUGUGUUGAAAUUAUGAAAGUACCCUCAUUUAUGUUGAAACUAUGUUUGAAAUAUCCUCAGGAUCUGAUAUCUUUCUUGACUGGAAUGCUGUUGGGCAAAGAUCAAAAUGUUAGAACUUGGUUUGCCGAAUAUAUACAUGCAAGUCAAAAGCGUAAGGCGGAUGCCUUGAUAAUGGUACGGGCAGAGUUGUUACAGCAAUUGCUAAGUAUCAUACAGAUGGCCAACCGUGGCUCGGAUGCUGCAGCUUGCAAUGUCGAAGAUUACACAGUUCAGGGUGCAGUUAUUAUGCGUCUUUAUUGUGCUUUACGAGGAAUUGCUGGCCUAAAAUUUAACGAUGAUGAAAUAAAUGCACUGGCACAGCUGGUGACUAGUCGACCGCUGCCUACACCCUCUGGUAUGCGUUUUGUUUCAUUGGCUUUGUGCAUUUUGAUUGCAUGCCCCUCUCUGGUAUCAACAACUUCACUAGAAAAUAAAGCGAUUGAAUGGCUGCAAUGGCUUAUAAAAGAAGACGUCUUCUUUGGUCGACGAUCCGAUGCCAGUACAUCGUUAGGCGAAAUGUUGCUCUUACUGGCAAUCCACUUCCAUAGCAAUCAAAUAUCCGCUAUUGGCGAAUUGGUGUGUUCCACGUUGGCGAUGAAAAUACCAAUUCGGCCCAAUAGCACUAAUCGCAUUAAGCAAGUCUUUACUCAAGACCUGUUUACCGAACAGGUGGUGGCUUCGCAUGCAGUUCGGGUACCGGUCACGCCCAAAUUAAACGCCAGUAUUCCAGGAUACCUACCAGUGCACUGUAUCCAUCAAUUACUGAAGUCGCGGGCGUUCUUAAAGCACAAAGUUCCCAUCAAAUCGUGGAUAUAUAAACAAAUAUGCAAUUCAGUGCGUCCGUUGCAUCCCGUCAUGCCAGCGUUGAUUGAGGUGUAUGUUAAUACACUGAUAGUGCCCAACCCUCAGGGAAAGGUUAAUGUCGACCACAUGCACAAAUCGUUUUCGGAGAACGAGAUUUUGCAUAUAUUCAGAUCUAGUGGUGAUGGUACAAAUAUGAUUGGCGAUAUUAUUUCUGUCCCUCGAACAGGAAUUCUUCCGUCAAGCAUUACGUCGCUUGACAGCGAAGACUUAUCUAAAUAUCAAGUCCAAUGUCCCCUAACAGCACAACUGUUGAUGCUCUACUAUUUAGUUUUGUAUGAGGAAACACGAAUAACAAACUUGUCGAACGCCGCCUUGAGUGGACGCAAACUUAAGGAGUACACAAAUAGCUUUCUUUCGGAACUACCAAUGAAAUACCUAUUGCAAAAGGCACAGCAGUAUCAUAACGAUUACAUUGGAAUUUUCCACCCGCUUCUUAGACUUAUUGUUUCGAAUUAUCCCCACCUAAGUAUGGUAGAUGAUUGGCUGGAGGAGCAUUGCAGCCAUUCCAACAAUCAGCGUGUAGUGCGUUCGCCGUCCACUUUGAGUGUGCAACUUCAGGAGUCACUGAAAAGGAUCAAUUUUGACAAACUCGAUAUAGAACCCGGCAAAGCCAUUCCGGUUCUGAAGGCCUUACUCAAGCUACCAGCCGAAGAAUUGGCCCAAAAUGCAGAUGCGAUUGUACGUAAUUUACCCAAAGUUUUCAGGCGACAAGUACCACGAUCCAUUAAAAACCUAUAUCUAGACAUUUGGUUACGUUUGAAUGGUGUGCUACCCAUAAGCUUUUGGCGUAAGUCUCUGGCAUCAAUUAUGGCCUCCGAAGAUUACGUACAACGUUAUUCUCUGGUAUUAGAAAAUGUAUUAGAUCCUCUGCAGGUUCUUCGAUGUGGUCGCGAAGUAUUCCAGUGUCCACACACAUUAAUUAUAUUGUUGCGCAUUCUGCAGGGCAGUUUGGCGGCUUCAAAGGCACACCUAAAUAUUCAGAUGCAAUCACGGCAAAUAAUCGACAAAAAUGGACAGGUCCAGGUCGAUACAGAGAGGGAGGAACUGAAAACGGCUUUAAUUGCUUCUCAAGAGAGUGCAGCAGUUCAUAUUCUAUUGGAAGUUCUAGCUGAUAUGCACGCCAAUGGCACCGAUCGUGUUUCAUCUCUGGAGUUACGUGAAACUCAGGGCAUAAUCUGCUCCUUUAUCCAUCAGUCAUUCAUAUCAGAACCUUCACUCGCCAAACUUGUUCAUUUUCAAACUUAUCCCCGCGAAGUUAUACCAAUGAUGGUGAAGGGUGUUCCAUCUAUGCAUAUAUGCUUGGAUUUCUUACAUGAAUUUUUGAGCAUGCCCGAAAUGGACAAACAAAUUUUUACCAUAGAUCUGACAUCUCAUUUGGUCUUGAAAUAUGCCAUACCAAAGAGUUUGAGUGUUUCUAAGUUUUGUGUCAACACCAUUCAAUCGGCACUCUCACUGCUAUCCACAGAGGCAAAAUGCAAAUAUCUACGUAAUAUUCUCCCAUCGAUAAUACGAUUUGCCGAGGCAUUUCCAAUAUUAACGGACGACUGUGUCAACAUUCUAAUGCUAACGGGCCGUAGUCUAUACGCUCAGAGCACUCUUGGUAUAAAUUCAACACAAAUGCAAUUAACAGCAAAUUCUAGACAUAAAUGUUUCAAGGAAGCUCCGCGAUAUAUCGCAAUGAUAGAAGAGGCCUUUGAGACACUCAUUUCGAAGAUAAUCAAUAAAAUCGAGCUGUAUUAA
Messenger RNA from Musca vetustissima, 3378 nucleotides. It is a transcript of the gene IntS2, whose product is annotated as integrator complex subunit 2. The record is from RefSeq and is a predicted model, not a curated record. Gene Ontology annotation, biological process: snRNA 3'-end processing. The transcript is spliced from 3 exons. Gene Ontology annotation, cellular component: integrator complex. NCBI's taxonomy places the organism in Eukaryota, Metazoa, Arthropoda, Insecta, Diptera, Muscidae. Bases 1 to 3378 code for a protein of 1125 amino acids.